AUGAGCCAACCAGCAGCUGCGCCGGCCAAACCGCCUGCACGGGCGGCUGAACGCGCGUACGAAGGCACACCUGUCACAUCUCCACGAUCGUUACGCCAACUUUCGAUAUACUUCCUUGGGAGCGCCUGCCUACUGGCAUCAACUGCAAUAACGCGGAAGGCUGUAUGGAGACGGCAGCUUCGUGUUAUGCCAAAGUUUUAUGAAGCGAACACGAACCCGCACGAAUACUUUAGUCCCUUCUCAGAUGCCUGUCAGGCUCUGAACCUGGCAACGAUGAACUGUGCCAGCGUCGGAAUUAUGGCACUAGGUGGUGCAAUGUGGACCUUUGAUAUUGCCAACCUGAGAGAAGCUCGGGCAGUUCUACGGAGCCGCUUGAAUUACGACCGAAUCUACGAAUCUGAAGAUGAUGUACCAAAUAGCAUCAGUGAGAUGAUAAUAGCCUCCGGUCAGAUGCGAAUAAUAGAGGAGGACGAGAAGGAUGAUUCUAAGAAGAACCAAUAA
Alternaria postmessia is the source of this 501-nucleotide messenger RNA. RefSeq lists its product as uncharacterized. Lineage: Eukaryota; Fungi; Ascomycota; Dothideomycetes; Pleosporales; Pleosporaceae. The coding region runs from base 1 to 501 and encodes 166 amino acids. The transcript has a single exon. Gene Ontology annotation, cellular component: mitochondrion. The record is from RefSeq and is a predicted model, not a curated record.